Messenger RNA from Penicillium alfredii, 297 nucleotides. RefSeq lists its product as uncharacterized. NCBI's taxonomy places the organism in Eukaryota, Fungi, Ascomycota, Eurotiomycetes, Eurotiales, Aspergillaceae. The record is from RefSeq and is a predicted model, not a curated record. The transcript has 3 exons. The coding region runs from base 1 to 297 and encodes 98 amino acids.
AUGUCGGACCCCAGACUCAUUGACAUGGAACCUGGCGGGGAGAGCACGCAAAGUGAGAUCAACACCGAGCUAGGAACGGACGAGUCCGCAAGUCCCGACAGAGAAGAUGAGGCGAUAGCACAAAAGCUGUUUACCGACAAGUCCGGCACCGGAGAAGCAGGGUCAAUUGGUUUCAUGGCCCCAGAACACGCGCAAAAGGCUGAUGAUAAUAUACAAAAAGAUUUUAGAUCCGACGCUCCGGGCGAGAAAACCAGGAAACAGCAGGGGUAUGGACCUGGAUCUGGUGUUGGGGCGUAG